AUGUCACAAGAUCAACUUAUGGAUGAUCCAUAUAGAUAUGAUGAAGAUGAUAAAUCCAUUCAACCAGAAGAUUGUUGGACAGUUAUAUCUUCAUUUUUUCUGGAAAAAGGUUUAGUAUCACAACAAUUAGAUUCAUUUGAUGAAUUUAUUGAAUCUACUAUACAAGAAUUAGUUUGGGAAGAUUCUCAUUUAAUUUUAGAUCAACCAGCACAACAUACUUCAGUAGAAGAUCACAAAAAUAAAAGAUUUGAAAUAACAUUUGGAAAAAUUUAUAUAUCAAAACCAAGUCAAACUGAAGGUGAUGGUACAACUCAUCCUAUGUUUCCUCAAGAAGCAAGACUACGUAAUUUAACUUAUUCAUCACCAUUAUAUGUUGAUAUGACAAAAAAGACUUUUACAUCAGAUGAUAAUAAAAGAAAAGAAAAUAAUGAAUUAGAUUGGGAAGAAGAAUUUAUAGCAGGAGAAGAUGGACCAAAACAUGUAUUUUUAGGUAAAGUUCCAAUAAUGUUAAGAUCUAAAUUUUGUAUGUUGAGAGAUUUAGGAGAACAUGAAUUUUAUGAAUUAAAAGAAUGUCCUUAUGAUAUGGGUGGAUAUUUUGUUAUUAAUGGGUCUGAAAAAGUUUUAAUUGCACAAGAAAGAAGUGCAGCAAAUAUUGUACAAGUUUUUAAAAAAGCAGCACCAUCACCAAUAUCUCAUGUUGCAGAAAUAAGGUCAGCUUUGGAGAAAGGUUCAAGAUUAAUAUCAUCAAUGCAAAUUAAAUUAUAUGGACGUGAUGAAAAAGGAGUUUCUGGAAGAACAAUAAAAGCUACAUUACCAUAUAUAAAAGAAGAUAUACCCAUUGUUAUAGUGUUUAGAGCUUUGGGUGUUGUACCAGAUGGUGAUAUUUUAGAACAUAUAUGUUAUGACCAAAAUGAUUGGCAAAUGUUGGAAAUGUUAAAACCUUGUGUUGAAGAAGGGUUUGUAAUACAAGAAAGAGAAGUUGCACUUGAUUUUAUAGGUAGAAGAGGUGUUCUUGGUAUACGAAGAGAAAAACGUAUACAAUAUGCAAAAGAUAUUUUACAAAAGGAAUUAUUACCAAAUAUUACACAAGAAGAAGGAUUUGAAACAAGAAAAGCAUUUUUCCUUGGUUAUAUGGUGAAUAGAUUAUUAUUGUGUGCAUUAGAAAGAAAAGAACCAGAUGAUAGAGAUCAUUUUGGUAAAAAAAGGCUAGAUUUAGCAGGACCUUUAUUAGCCAAUUUAUUCAGAAUAUUAUUCAAAAAAUUAACAAAAGAUAUUUACAAUUAUAUGCAAAGAUGUGUUGAAAAUGAUAAAGAAUUCAAUUUAACUUUAGCUGUUAAAUCACAAACUAUAACUGAUGGAUUAAGAUAUUCAUUAGCUACUGGUAAUUGGGGUGAACAAAAGAAAGCCAUGAGUUCAAGAGCUGGUGUUUCACAAGUUUUAAAUCGUUAUACUUACUCAUCAACAUUAUCACAUUUAAGAAGAACAAAUACACCAAUUGGAAGAGAUGGUAAAAUUGCAAAACCUAGACAAUUACACAAUACUCAUUGGGGUUUGGUAUGUCCAGCAGAAACUCCAGAAGGUCAAGCGUGUGGUUUAGUUAAAAACUUAUCAUUAAUGUCAUGUAUAUCUGUUGGUACGCCAUCAGAACCAAUAAUAUCUUUUUUAAAUGAUUGGGGUUUAGAACCUUUAGAAGAUUAUGUACCAUCUAAUUCUCCAGAUGCUACAAGAGUAUUUGUUAAUGGUGUUUGGGUUGGUGUAAAUAGAGAUCCUUCAUUAUUAGUUGAUAAUAUGCGUGAAUUAAGAAGAAAUGGUGAUAUUUCACCUGAAGUUUCUAUUAUUAGAGAUAUAAGAGAAAAAGAAUUUAAAAUCUUCACUGAUGCUGGUAGAGUUUAUCGUCCAUUAUUUAUUGUUGAUGACAAAGAAGAUUCUGAUACUAAAGGUGAUUUGAAAUUACAGAAAGAUCAUGUUACUCAAUUAGCAAAAUCUUUAUUUGAUGGUGCUGAUGAAGAUGAUUCAAAAUAUACUUGGUCUUCAUUAGUAAGGGAAGGUAUUGUUGAAUAUGUUGAUGCUGAAGAAGAAGAAACUAUUAUGAUUGCAAUGACACCAGAUGAUUUAGAAGCUUCCAAAAGUUCAUUAACAGAAACACAGCAACAAGAUUUACAAAUGGAAGAACAAGAAUUAGAUCCAGCUAAAAGAAUUAAACCUACUAGUAGUAGUAAUACUCAUACUUUUACACAUUGUGAAAUUCAUCCAUCUAUGAUAUUGGGUGUAGCUGCAUCAAUUAUUCCAUUCCCAGAUCAUAAUCAAUCUCCACGUAAUACAUAUCAAUCUGCGAUGGGUAAACAAGCUAUGGGUGUAUUUUUAACAAAUUAUUCCGUAAGAAUGGAUACCAUGGCUAACAUAUUAUAUUAUCCACAAAAACCACUAGCUACAACAAGAUCUAUGGAACAUUUAAAAUUCAGAGAAUUACCAGCUGGUCAAAACGCUAUUGUAGCAAUUGCAUGUUAUUCUGGUUAUAAUCAAGAAGAUUCCAUGAUUAUGAAUCAAUCAUCAAUUGAUCGUGGUCUUUUCAGAUCAUUAUUUUUCAGAUCUUAUAUGGAUUUAGAAAAAAGACAAGGUAUGAAAGCUUUAGAAACUUUUGAAAAACCUUCAAGAUCUGAUACAUUAAGAUUAAAACAUGGUACUUAUGAAAAAUUGGAUGAUGAUGGAUUAAUUGCUCCAGGUAUAAGAGUAAGUGGUGAAGAUAUAAUUAUUGGUAAAACUACUCCAAUACCUCCAGAUACUGAAGAAUUAGGUCAAAGAACUCAAUAUCAUACAAAAAGAGAUGCAUCUACACCUUUGAGAAGUACCGAAUCUGGUAUAGUUGAUCAAGUAUUAUUAACAACAAAUGGUGAUGGAGCUAAAUUUGUUAAAGUAAGAAUGAGAACUACAAAAGUCCCUCAAAUCGGUGAUAAAUUUGCAUCUAGGCAUGGUCAAAAAGGUACUAUUGGUGUUACAUAUAGACAUGAAGAUAUGCCGUUCACAUCUCAAGGUAUUGUACCUGAUUUAAUCAUUAAUCCCCACGCUAUCCCAUCUCGUAUGACGGUUGCGCAUUUAAUUGAAUGUUUAUUAUCAAAAGUUUCAUCAUUAUCUGGGUUUGAAGGUGAUGCUUCUCCUUUUACAGAUGUUACAGCAGAAGCUAUAUCUAAAUUAUUGAGAGAUCAUGGUUAUCAAUCAAGAGGAUUUGAAGUCAUGUAUAAUGGUCAUACUGGUAAAAAAUUAAUGGCACAAGUAUUCUUUGGUCCAACAUAUUAUCAAAGAUUAAGACAUAUGGUGGAUGAUAAGAUUCAUGCAAGAGCAAGAGGUCCAGUUCAAGUUUUAACAAGACAACCAGUUGAAGGUAGAUCUAGAGAUGGUGGUUUACGUUUUGGAGAAAUGGAAAGAGAUUGUAUGAUUGCUCAUGGUGCAGCAGGAUUCCUUAAAGAAAGAUUAAUGGAAGCUUCAGAUGCUUUUAAAGUUCACGUUUGUGGUAUGUGUGGGUUAAUGUCAGUUAUUGCAAAUUUGAAAAAAAAUCAAUUUGAAUGUCGUUCAUGUAAAAAUAAAACUAAUAUUUAUCAAAUUAAUAUUCCAUAUGCAGCUAAAUUAUUAUUCCAAGAAUUAAUGGCAAUGAAUAUUACUCCAAGAUUAUAUACUGAAAGUUCUGGAGUUAGUAUUCGUGCAUAG
Messenger RNA from Lodderomyces jiufengensis, 3702 nucleotides. Its product is annotated as DNA-directed RNA polymerase II subunit RPB2. Gene Ontology annotation, cellular component: RNA polymerase II, core complex. The record is from RefSeq and is a predicted model, not a curated record. Gene Ontology annotation, molecular function: DNA binding; DNA-directed RNA polymerase activity; ribonucleoside binding. Bases 1 to 3702 code for a protein of 1233 amino acids. Gene Ontology annotation, biological process: DNA-templated transcription. The transcript has a single exon. Lineage: Eukaryota; Fungi; Ascomycota; Pichiomycetes; Serinales; Debaryomycetaceae.